Messenger RNA from Cylindrotheca closterium, 852 nucleotides. The record is from the annotation of a GenBank genome assembly. NCBI's taxonomy places the organism in Eukaryota, Bacillariophyta, Bacillariophyceae, Bacillariales, Bacillariaceae.
AUGAUCAAGAAAUGUCUUGGAUUGCAAAGCGAUCUCGACGACGCAGGAAUCGGAUACGAACCGUCGCCGUUUUCCAAACGACUUGCCGUCGACAAAACGACAGAUUACAAGGUCGUCGAGUUUGACAAAACGUACAAAGGCGACAAGAAGGUUCUCAUGAUUUGUACUGAAGAGCGUUACAUGCUAAUGGAGAAUGGAAAGAAGUUUUCCUCAGGAAAUCAUCCGGUUGAAUCAUGCCAGCCCAUCAUGCACUUGGUCAAUGCAGGAUUUGACUUUGAUGUUGCCACUCCAACUGGCAAGCCAGCAUGCAUUGAAAUGUGGGCACUUCCUCAAAAGGACCAGGUUGUGUUGGGCUUCUUCAACAAGACUGCCAAGCCCAAGUUCGACGCUCCUCUCUCGUUGGCCGAUAUAAUGGCAGAUGAAAAGAAGUUGAGCCAGUAUGUCUGUUUCUUUCCACCUGGUGGUCAAGGGGCCAUGCUGGGACUUCCUGAAGACGAAAAUCUGGGCAAAUUGCUAGGGUAUGCCCGAGAGAAGGACCUGUUCAUCAUGUCUGUUUGCCACGGCCCCGCGGCCUUUUUGGCAGCAAAACAAGAGCCAUUUCUCUUUGAUGGAUACAAAAUUGCUUGCUUCCCAGAUUCCAUCGACAAGCAAACUCCAAUGGUUGGGUAUUUGCCAGGCAAACAGACUUGGUACUUUGGCGAAAAGUUGAUUGAACGAGGUGUCACAAUUGUCAACACCGGCGCUGACGCAACUGUAGCCGAAGAUCGCAAGCUCAUCACCGGCGCCAGUCCAAAAGCUUGUCAAGAACUCGGUGUCCGAAUGGCCAAGAAGCUUUUGGAAAAUUUCGCCUAA